AUGGCAGGCGGAGGGACAACGGGGCCAUUACUGUACGCGGUUUUCGCGGCAGUACUUGGCAUGCUCCAAUUUGGCUUCAACACCGGAGUGAUCAAUGCACCGAGAGAGUUCAUAGAGAAUUUCAUCAAUGAAAAUUAUAAUGUUAACUCUGAUACUAUAUUUAGCGUUAUUGUUAGUAUAUUUGCCGUCGGUGGUAUGAUCGGAUGUCCACUAGCCAGUUGGGUGGCGGAUAAACGCGGUCGCAAAUUCGCUUUAAUCGUCAAUGCAGCCUUUGGUGUAGUGGGAGCUGUUUUUAUGGGCUUUAGUAAAAUUUCCACAUCACUAGCCAUGCUAAUUAUUGGCCGGUUUCUAAUUGGUAUCAACUGUGGGUUUGCAACCACUGCGUCUCCCACAUAUGUUUCUGAGAUUGCUCCGGUGAGACUACGUGGUGCUUUUGGAACUGUAAACCAGUUAGCUGUUGCAUUUGGUUUAGUUGGUGGUCAGAUUCUGGGUAUUGACGUGAUAUUGGGAAGUAAUGACGGCUGGCCAUGGUUACUUGGACUUGCUAUAGUGCCAUCAGCGGUCCAAUUCUUUAUGCUGCCUUUUGCACCGGAAUCUCCCCGAUAUCUGUUACUCGUGCAAAGAGAUGAAGAAAAAGCAAGGAGCGCACUUUCUAAAAUUAGAGGAACUGCCGAAAUCGAUGAUGAAAUCAAAGACAUGCAUGAUGAAGAUCACGCCGAGAAACAAGAAGAAAAAUUCACAAUUUGCGAUUUAUUCCGCAUUCAACACUUGCGGACACCUUUAAUCAUUGGUGUCGUUAUGCAUCUGUCACAACAAUUGGGUGGCAUUAACGCUGUUCUCUAUUAUUCAUCAACUAUCUUUGUCAGUGCCGGAUUAUCAGAAGGAGAUGCACGAUUAGCUUCGAUUGGUGUUGGAAGUAUGUUGUUUAUUAUGGCUUUAGUAUCCAUUCCACUAAUGGACCGUCUCGGAAGACGCACCUUGCAAUUAUGGGGCCUCGGGGGCAUGACAUUGUUCUCAAUACUAAUGACAGUCGCAUUUUUCACGUACGAAGAUAACACUACAAUGAGCAUAUUUGCUGUUUUGUUCACUCUAUUGUAUGUGGCGUUCUUUGGCGUUGGACCUAGUUCUAUACCGUGGAUGAUUUUAUCCGAAUUGUUCGGGCAAGGGGCAAGGAGUGCGGCAGUUAGUGUUGGAGCUUUAGUUAACUGGUUCGCUAACUUCAUUGUAGGCCUUACGUUUAUCCACUUAUCUAAGUUAUUGGGUAAAUUUGUAUUCUUGCCAUACACUGUAUUGUUAAUUAUAUUCUUUGUAUACACUAAGUUUAAAUUACCAGAAACGAAGAAUAGAACGAUUGAGGAGGUCACGGCUUUGUUUAAGAAA
Molecule: messenger RNA, 1380 nt
Organism: Brenthis ino (lesser marbled fritillary)
Lineage: Eukaryota; Metazoa; Arthropoda; Insecta; Lepidoptera; Nymphalidae
Source: the annotation of a GenBank genome assembly